CGGGGACUGAGUUAUUUAUUUAUGUAUUGGCGUUGGUCAUAGAAAGUUGUGACAUUUUUUUCUACUAGUGCAAGUCAUAAAGUAAGAAAUGGUGCUAGCAUACAAACUUACAUAUUUUGCCAUUGCCGCCCUUGCAGAACCCAUCAGGUUCCUUCUGAGUUAUGGUGGGAUUGAAUUUGAAGACAACCGCAUUAAUAAAGAAAGUUGGCCUGCUCUAAAACCGAAUACGCCAUUUGGACAGUUACCUAUUUUGGAAUAUAAUGGAAAAGUAGCCUAUCAAAGUACAGCCAUUUGUAGAUAUGUAGCAAAGCAAGUAAAUCUAGUUGGUAAAGAUGAUUGGGAAGAUUUGGAAAUCGAUGCAACAGUUGACACGAUUACUGAUUUACGAUUAAAACUCGCUCAGUACAGUUAUGAAACAGAUGAAAAAGCUAAGAAAGAGAAAGAAAAAUCUAUAUUAAAUGAUGCUCUUCCAUUUUACUUAGAAAAACUAGAUGCUCAAGCUGAGAAAAAUAAUGGUUACCUUGUGGGUGGUCGUUUGACAUGGGUUGAUCUGCUCUUUACGGCAUCAUUAGAUUUUAUUAAUUUUAUGGCAAAGAAAGACAUCAUAGCGAAUUCUCCGAAUUUACAAAAAGUCAAACAAAAUGUUGUGAAAAUACCCAACAUUAAGGCUUGGUUGGAGAAAAGACCAAAAGAUACCCUACAAUAAUUUUUCUCUCUUUUGUAUUUUCAAAGCCACGCAUUAAAUUUUGACUUGAAAUGAACUUAAGAGUGUUUUUUUUUUAUCGUCAAUAAAACAGUAAUCAUG
Molecule: messenger RNA, 805 nt
Organism: Anoplophora glabripennis (Asian longhorned beetle)
Lineage: Eukaryota; Metazoa; Arthropoda; Insecta; Coleoptera; Cerambycidae
Product: glutathione S-transferase-like
Exons: 5
Coding region: 89-706 (205 amino acids)
Biological process (GO): glutathione metabolic process
Molecular function (GO): glutathione transferase activity
Source: RefSeq, a predicted model, not a curated record